Messenger RNA from Hirsutella rhossiliensis, 1848 nucleotides. RefSeq names its product fungal specific transcription factor domain-containing protein. The record is from RefSeq and is a predicted model, not a curated record. Gene Ontology annotation, cellular component: nucleus. Lineage: Eukaryota; Fungi; Ascomycota; Sordariomycetes; Hypocreales; Ophiocordycipitaceae. The transcript is spliced from 2 exons. Bases 1 to 1848 code for a protein of 615 amino acids. Gene Ontology annotation, molecular function: zinc ion binding; transcription cis-regulatory region binding; DNA-binding transcription factor activity, RNA polymerase II-specific. Gene Ontology annotation, biological process: positive regulation of transcription by RNA polymerase II.
AUGAUCCGGGUCAUGCCCAUCAUCCGGAGCCGGUCCGGCUGCUUCACCUGCCGGCGCCGCAAGAAAAAGUGCAACGAGGAGAAGCCGCUCUGCUCCGGCUGCCGCCGCAACAAGCUCGACUGUCGCUGGCCGGCCGAGUCGUCGUCAUCGUCGAUCGCCCGGCAGAGUCGCGAUAGGACCUGUUCCCCCUCUCCGUCGUUGGCCCAUGCCUCUCCGACCGACCCCGGGCGCCGCCCUCCGCUCGACAAGGUGCCGUCGGUGGUUGUCACAUUGUCCGGGCCUUCCGACCAGCGGCAUCGUCACAGCCUCCCGUCGCCGCCAAAGCCCCAGGCCAUGGAGCCAGCAACAGAGCCCACGGCUCGCGACGAGUCUCUAAAGCCCCGACCCGACCCGCUACCAGCUGCUCUCUAUCGCUCGUUGGUGACAGACAUCGGAUCGGAAUCCAGCGUCGGUGCCGCCGUGGACGUGAGUGACGACAGCCAGGGCUCUCCGUCAGUCUCGCCCCUUCCGAUGCCCUCGGCCUCUGCGCUCGCCGCGACAUCGACUUGCUCCAACGACCCGUGCCAGCUGGAAUACGACAACAAGGCCCCGGACCAGCUCUCGGACGGCCAGGUCCGCGCCCUUUGCCAACAAGUCGGCAACAGUCUGCGGCCCCUCGUGGCCGCGCCCAUGGCGCUGCUGCCGUCGCACGGGCCCAACUCGUACGAACUGCUGAGCUACUACCUAUCCCGGACAGCAAACAGCAUGGGCAACGGCUCGACGGACGUGAAUCCCUUUAUUGUCAAGCUCGUCCCGCUCGCCUUCUCCAACCCCUUGGUCCUGCAGCUCCUCCUCGCCCAGAGCGCGGCGCAUCGCCAGGCCUCCAGCUUGCAGGCCGGCAAUGAGAUUGCGCAGCAGUACUACACCGACUCCCUCCGCUUGUUUAGGAAUGUCGUGGGCGAGUAUGUCUCGGGCAAGGACGAAAACCCCCUGACGUUGACCGUGGGAAGCCUUAUACUUUGUCUCACCGAGGUCGCGCGCGGCGAUGUCUACGGCACCAUCUUCGACCACCUGGCCGCCUCUCGCUCGCUGCUUACGACACUGCUCGACCGCCCUGAGUCACAGGCCUUCGUCGGCGACCUCGCCGACUUCCUUGUCGAGUACUACAUGCACACGGCGGCCUCAAGCAUCAUUUCGACCGACCCCCACGGCAACUGGCAGCCGCUGCUCAGCCCCAGCAUUGAGCGCAUGGCUCGCGUCCUCGUCGCCCGAAAGUACAUGGGCCAGCUCUGCGGCUGCUGGCUCGAGCUGCUCUUGCUCAUCCCCCAGGUUUUCCAGCUGGGCAAGACGAUGCUGCCUUGCAUCGACUCCAAGCCCCCGCCGCCGUCGGCCGACGACAUCAUCACCUUUGGAUUCCUGCAGUCGCAGAUUCUCGCCUUCUUUCCACCGCCCUCGGCGAGCCCAUACAGCCAGCUCGCCGGCCUUGUGUUCAAGCAGGCCGCACUGCUCUAUCUCUGGAGCAUCUUGGGCCCGCCGCCGCAGUCUUCUCCCUGCGGCGCGCACGCGGACCUCGUCCAAGGCGCCGUCGCCGAGGCAGUCUCGAUUCUGGGCCAGUUUCCCGCGUCGGCUCGGGUCAACACCAGUCUCUGCUGGCCACUGGCCGUCAUCGGCUGCUGCACGGCGGACCCGGGCGUGCGGGACGUCCUCAGGGCGCGGCUGGAGACCAUGAUUGACUCGAUUGGCCUGGGCAAUAUGAGGGAGACGCUGGUGCUGCUCGAGCGCAUUUGGCGUCAGCCCGCGGAGGCGACGAGCCCCUGGCUGCUGCACAUGGCGAUGCAGGAGCAUCGGAUAUGGAUAUCAUUUGCCUGA